GGCCGGGCUGGGGGCACUGGCCGGGGCCGAGCCGCCCUCUCCCGCCCCAGGGCGCGCCAUGGCAGACUACCGGAUCCGUCCGUACCGCGACGAGGACUACGAGGCGGUGCGCGAGGUCUUCGCCACCGGCAUGAACGAGUACGCGCCGGCGCUGUGCCUGCACGUGCUGCGGCAGCCCUGGGUGCUGCUGGUGCUGGGCUGCGUCUUCUGCCUGCUGCUCGCCAGCUCCCGCUCCCUGCUGCUGCCCGUCCUGGCCCUGACGCUGCUGCUGGCCCUGGGCCGGCAGCUGCUGGGCUGCGCCUGGAGCACCUACAUCGAGCGCUGCCUCGGGGACGACCUGCGGGACAUCCGGGCCGCCUACAUGGAGAGCCCCGGCGCCCGCUUCUGGGUGGCGGAGGCGGAUGAGCGGGUGGUGGGCACGGUGGGCGUGCGGCCGGCCGGCGGCCAGGAGCUGGCGCUGAAGCGGAUGGCGGUGCGCAAGGACUACCGCGGCCGGGGCAUCGCGGCGGCGCUGGGACGCACCGCCCUGGCCUUCGCGCGGCAGCAGCGCGGCUGCCGGGCCGUGGUGCUCAACACCAUGAUGCUGCAGCACGAGGCGCGCGCCCUCUACGAGCGCCUGGGCUUCCGCCAGCACCGCCACUACCUCCUGCCCACCGCCUACGGCCGCCUGGCCAACUGCACCGUCACCACCUACCGCUACGACCUGCCCUGAGCCUGGCGGCACCGGGAGAGCCCAUGCACAGACCCCGCUGUGCCGGAGGCUCCGUGGGCUGUGCCCGGGGAGCCGCCCGCUUCGUGCCUUUUGGCCAAGCCGCACCAGCGAUGCCUCUCAGGGAGCGUGUGGCCGGGGGCCGCGGGGGGCUGGGACCCUCGUGCCGUGCGGUGCCUCGCUGGGGACACGUGCAGGGAGUCGGGCUGGCUGUCCCCACCGCCCCAACCCUGCUGCACCCUGAGAAGCCCGCCCUGGGGGGGGUUUCCCUGGGGCGUGUACAUGUGUGCGUGAUGCCCCCGUGUCCCCUGGGUGCGUGGGGACCCCACGGAGGUGCUGUGUGGCUGCGUCCUCCCGCUGCCCCCCUGCAGUGCCCGGGGGCCGGGGGCUGCCCCUGCCACCCCCCUCGCAGGCAGUGAAAUAAAAGUGAUAAAAGUGUCUGCAGCGCU
Messenger RNA from Oxyura jamaicensis (ruddy duck), 1158 nucleotides. RefSeq names its product probable N-acetyltransferase camello. Gene Ontology annotation, molecular function: N-acetyltransferase activity. The record is from RefSeq and is a predicted model, not a curated record. Lineage: Eukaryota; Metazoa; Chordata; Aves; Anseriformes; Anatidae. The coding region runs from base 59 to 712 and encodes 217 amino acids. The transcript has a single exon.